Messenger RNA from Oenanthe melanoleuca, 1600 nucleotides. It is a transcript of the gene JUND, whose product is annotated as JunD proto-oncogene, AP-1 transcription factor subunit. The record is from RefSeq and is a predicted model, not a curated record. Bases 160 to 1104 code for a protein of 314 amino acids. Gene Ontology annotation, biological process: regulation of cell cycle; regulation of transcription by RNA polymerase II; regulation of cell population proliferation. Gene Ontology annotation, cellular component: transcription regulator complex. Lineage: Eukaryota; Metazoa; Chordata; Aves; Passeriformes; Muscicapidae. The transcript has a single exon. Gene Ontology annotation, molecular function: transcription factor binding; DNA-binding transcription factor activity, RNA polymerase II-specific; RNA polymerase II cis-regulatory region sequence-specific DNA binding.
CGGGGCGCGCGGCGGCGGCAGACGCGUGUGCGCGCGCGCAGGAGCGGGGCCGCGGCCGGUGCGCACCGGGCGCCUCCCCCGCCCUCCCCGCCCCGCGCAUCGCCCCGGUCCUCCCCCCGCCCCGGCGCCGUUUCCCCCGCAGCCGGGCGGGGGAGGAGGAUGGAAACACCCUUCUACCAUGAUGAUGUGUUGAGCGGCCUCGGCAGCGGCUUCGCCCCGUCCUCCGGCAGCAGCGGGCUCCUCCUGCCUUUCCCCGGCGGCAGCAUGAUGAAGAAGGACGCGCUCGGGAUGGCCUUACCGGAACAGGUGGCGGCGGCGCUGAAAGCGCCCGGCGCGGCCAGCGGCGAGGCGGCGGGGCUGCUGGGCUCCCCCGAUCUGGGGCUGCUCAAGCUGGCGUCCCCGGAGCUGGAGCGGCUCAUCAUCCAGUCCAACGGGCUGGUCACCACCACCCCGACCAGCGGCCAGUUCCUCUACCCUAAAGCGGCCGCCUCCGAGGAGCAGGAGUUCGCCGAGGGUUUCGUCAAGGCGCUGGAGGACUUGCACAAGCAGAACCAGUUGGGCGGCGGCGCGGCGGGGAGCGGCGGCGGCGCGGGCGGCGGCGGCGGGGGAGGAAGCGGCGGCGCGGGCGAGCUGCCCGCCGCCGGGAUGGCCCCGGAGCCGCCGGUCUACGCCAACCUCAGCACCUAUCCGGCCGUCAGCUACGCCGCCGAUCCCGGCCCGUUCGCGGCGCCGCCGCCGCGGCUGCCGCCGCCGCCGCCCCCGCCGCCGCUAAAGGACGAGCCGCAGAUCGUGCCGGAGGUGCCGAGCUUCGGGGAGAGCCCGCCGCUGUCCCCCAUCGACAUGGACACGCAGGAGCGCAUCAAGGCGGAACGGAAGCGGCUGAGGAACCGCAUCGCCGCCUCCAAGUGCCGCAAGAGGAAGCUGGAGCGAAUCUCCCGGCUGGAGGAGAAGGUGAAGAGCCUCAAGAGCCAGAACACGGAGCUCGCCUCCACCGCCAGCCUGCUCCGCGAGCAGGUCGCCCAGCUCAAGCAGAAGGUGCUCAGCCACGUCAACAGCGGCUGCCAGCUCCUGCCCCAGCACCAGCACCAGGUGCCGGCGUACUGACCCCGGGCGGGCCGGGGGAGCCCGAGCCCGGGCACGGACCGAGGGUCCCGGGCAAGGACCUGGGGGAGCGCCCGCUCUGCCCCGGGCAUGGACCGAGGGGAACGGGGGGAGGAACCCCCACCCCGCCCCGGGAACGGACCGAAGGGUCCGGGGCACGGACUGAGGAGAGCGGGGAAAGCGCCCGCUGUGCCCCGGGAACGGACCGAGGGGUCCCGGGCAGGAGCUGAGGCGGAGUGCUCCGACUGAGGGGUCGCGAGGGGAGGAAGAAGAGCGAUGAUCGUCCCCUCCUUCAUCUCCCCGGACACAGACUGAGGGGUCUGAGGGGAGAACCGGGACCGGCUCCGGACGGUGCGCACGGACUGCGGGGAGGGAGAAGCCGGGACUUCCCCACCGCGCACGGACUGAGAGAGAGGGGCCCGGGCCGCCCCCCCCCCGCGGCCCCUCCGCGCCCCACACAUUCCAGUCAGGUCCCAGUAAAACCCCGCGACACGGAGAA